AUGUUCCGCAAGUUUGAUCCCUCCGAGGACAUCUCCUCGCAGCAAUUGCCGAAGUCUUCGGCUGUGCGCACCAUCCGUGCUGCCAUGCUGAAGCAGUUCCCGGCCUUUACUGAUCCCUCGAUUGCCCCGGCUGCCCCGGUGGUCCCGGUUCCUGCUGAGGAUGCUCCUGCGGAGGAUGCUCCCGCUGAGGACGCCACUGUCACCGAGGACGUUCCUGCCACCACUGAGGCCGCUUCGGGUGCCAAGGAGGAGGAGGAGGAGGAGGCCGAGCCGGUUCCCAACAUCGGAGACAUUGUCUUCCCCUCGACGACUAACUUCAAGAUCCUGAAGAGCCGUCAUUUCUACACCAUCUUUUCUGUCAACGACAAGCCGCAGUUUGUCCAGCUUGACGAGGGGGACAUUUUCCCCACUCUGCGCGUCCUCCAGCGCUUCCCUCGCCUCAUGCCUGGCAUCUACGUCGAUAAGGGUGCCGUGCGCCCCCUGAUGGGCGGCUCUGACCUCAUGGUUCCCGGUAUCUACAAGCCCAGCCUCGAGGCCAUCGGGGAGCUCCCGGCUGGCACCGUGGUGGCUGUCUAUGCCAUCGGUCUGCAGCAUCCCUUCAUGAUCGGAAGGCUCACGUACAAUGUCCGGACCAUUCUGGGCAUGCAGACUGGCAACGUCGUGGAGAACCUCCACACCAUGGGCGACGGUCUGUGGGAACAUUCUAAGUAAACAUCACGUGCAUUGAUGCCAACGAUCCGGGAUGCGCGUGUGUCUCUGCACGUCCGUGUGUGUGCCACACGUACACCGCGCGGGGCCCUGCCCCGGCGUGGCGUUGCCACCAUCGUUGUCCCUCCCCCCCCUCCCUCCGAGUCUCCCCUUUCCCGCUUCUGGCGGCGGCCAACAUUGCAAAAUAUACACUGUUGCCUUCCG
Molecule: messenger RNA, 912 nt
Organism: Fonticula alba
Lineage: Eukaryota; Rotosphaerida; Fonticulaceae
Exons: 5
Coding region: 1-711 (236 amino acids)
Biological process (GO): formation of translation preinitiation complex
Molecular function (GO): RNA binding
Source: RefSeq, a predicted model, not a curated record